Cladophialophora bantiana CBS 173.52 is the source of this 411-nucleotide messenger RNA. RefSeq lists its product as uncharacterized. Bases 1 to 411 code for a protein of 136 amino acids. Lineage: Eukaryota; Fungi; Ascomycota; Eurotiomycetes; Chaetothyriales; Herpotrichiellaceae. The transcript has a single exon. The record is from RefSeq and is a predicted model, not a curated record.
AUGACACAAAUUCAGGACGCAUUUACGGUGAUGUACUACGAUUGCAGAGUUGCCCUGGCCAAGAUGUUCAUGGCCAAAGUGAAGCUCCUGUCGACAGUGGGUCGAGAGCUCGAGAAGCUUUACGUUCUCCGAUCAAUCAGGGGUCCCAACACCGAACCAAGGAUGUUCUACAAUUCGAAACUUUCAAACUUUGACCUAGGAGGAUUUCACAAACUAGCAAAUGAACUUGACGACCGCAACAAUCAACUGCCAAAACCUUGUCAAAUACAGCAGAGGGCGAAUCUUGAUUGGCCCAACGCGCCAUUUCUUCAUCUACACCGAGUCUAUCUCAGGAUGGUGUUCUUGCUAGUUCUCGAAGCUCUACACCGUCCCUUGAGCCUGUCAGGCGGACGACUGAGUUUGUCAGUAUGA